GCUCUGUUCUGGCCAGUGACGCCGCGCGUCGGCUUCUCACCGGAAGUUGCGUCAUGGCAGCGCAGGAAGCGGCGUCCCCGCGCUGGGAAAGCGGGAGCGCCGUGGGCUCGGCUGGCGAGGCCGCUUCCUCCUCCUCUGCGCAUGUACAGAGCGCCUCUCCUACUCCGCACGCGACGUCGGUUCUCUCCUGGAGCCGCCGUCGCCGCCGGUUGCUUCGUGCCGGCCUCCCCGCCGCGGCCCGCUAUGGCAAGCGCCGACCCUCCGCCCCGGCCUCUGCCGCUGCCCCGGGGGUCCCCGCAGGGGCUCCCUCAUGCUGCCGGUGCCGCGGCGGUGGGGGCGGCGGCGGGCGCGUUGGGGUCGGGCGGGCUGGUGGCGCUGCCCACCGACACCGUCUACGGCGUGGCCUGCCUGGCACAGGACUCGCGCGCGCUGCGAGCCGUGUACCGUCUGAAGGGCCGCGCCCGGGACAAGCCGCUGGCCAUCUGCCUCGCCGACGUCGAGCACGUCUACCGGUACUGCCACGUUGCUGUGCCUGACCAGCUGCUGCGCGAUCUCCUCCCUGGGCCUGUGACGGUGGUGCUGGAGCGCUCGGAGGCCCUCAACAAAGACCUGAACCCCUUCACCCAACUAGUUGGUGUCCGCAUCCCUAGUCACUGGUUCAUCAGAGAGCUGGCCAGGGUGUGUGCUGCUCCGCUGGCCUUAACAAGUGCAAACAUCAGUGAGGGGGCCAGUUCCCUCACAGUCACGGAAUUCCAAGAGCUGUGGCCUCACCUGUCACUUGUAAUUGAUGGGGGUCCCACUGGGGACCUCCAUAGUCCAGAGUGCCGCCUGGGCUCUACUGUGGUUGACCUCUCUGUCCCUGGCAAGUUCAAGGUCAUCCGAACAGGCUGCGCGCUUACUCAGACUAUUGAAAUCCUGGUGGCCAAGUACGGUCUGACAGCUGAGCUGCCUGGUUUAUGAAACUCGCAAGCUUUUGGGCAACUAGAUGGUGUGCAGCACUUCAGGAAGCUGUUUGCAGCAGCCUUGCUCAGGAAAGGUGCAGAGUUUAACUCUGCCCUUCUGGGGUGCAAGGGGAGCCCCUCCUCUCCCUGCUGACCUCUGCAACUGCUUACAGCCUGAAAACCUGCCCUGUUUGUGACUCAACGAGGGUGAAGCGAUUUCUCCCUCUUUGCAUUCCCUUUAAGACUCAGAGGCGGGCACGCACUGUUCUGUGACUAAUGCAUUCCUCCCUUUUAGGAAGUCUGUUCUUGCCGUCCCUUGAACAGUUGGCUUGCAGAGGCUGAGGCAUUUGAACAAGACAAUUCUGUUAACAAUCAUGUGGGGUGUAGAAAGCAGGAAGUGCAUUUAGCCUUCCCUGGUACCACAGACCAAACUGUCUUGAACCCUGCUGUGCUGAAGACGGAGGCCAGGCCAGCCCCUGACAUGCUACAAGCUGUUUUUUUACCAAUGUCAUUAAAAUGGGAACCUUGUGCAGAC
Molecule: messenger RNA, 1476 nt
Organism: Rhineura floridana
Lineage: Eukaryota; Metazoa; Chordata; Lepidosauria; Squamata; Rhineuridae
Gene: YRDC
Product: yrdC N6-threonylcarbamoyltransferase domain containing
Exons: 5
Coding region: 142-960 (272 amino acids)
Biological process (GO): regulation of translational fidelity
Cellular component (GO): cytoplasm
Molecular function (GO): double-stranded RNA binding; tRNA binding; nucleotidyltransferase activity
Source: RefSeq, a predicted model, not a curated record